GGGCCUCACCCAGGGCUGUGGGGCAUCGCGCCCUGCUGGGAGGCACCGCUCCGCCCGAGCUGGCUGCCUCAGGCGGCUGUGGUGGCUGAACGGGGGCAAGCCCCCUGUGUAGACUGGGCUCAGUGUCACCCCCUUCUUGCUCCACAGAUGACAGCUGUGGUGCCGUGUGUGGCGCUGUCACCUGUGAAGUGGGCUUUCCUCAGAGGUGUCUAAUUCGUGGGAAGAGCCCCACCCCUCAGUUGCCAACUUUCACAUGACUUCAAUUUCCAUGAAAUCACCAGGCUCUGUACUCACUACAGUACUGUAUCAAGACAUGGAUUGGGACCAGUUUGACAUGAACCCCAAAGUGAUAGCUGCUGUUAAGAAAGCUAAUAUAAAAUCAAUAAAAGAGAUUUUGAAUCUUUCUGGAGCAGACUUGCAAAGGCUGACAAAACUGUCCAGUAUGGAUGUACAGUGCUUACUGAAAACAGUCUCUGGUACACUGAGGAAAAGCUGUGUGCUUACAGCACUUCAGCUGUACCGAGACAAAGAUCACUGCACAUCCCAACACCAGAAACUAAGCCUGGGUUGCUCAGUACUAGAUAGCUUGUUAAGAGGUGGCAUUCCUGUGGUGGGGAUCACAGAACUUGCUGGUGAGAGCUCUGCUGGGAAGACUCAGAUUAGUUUGCAGCUGUGCCUUUCUGUGCAGUAUCCUUAUGAAUAUGGAGGAUUAGAAUCUGGUGCUGUCUACAUUUGCACAGAAGAUGUUUUCCCAAAUAAACGCUUGCAGCAACUGAUUGAUCAACAACAUACAUUUAGGGCAGAUGUUCCACUUGAUGUCAUACAGAAAAUAAAAUUUGGAAACAGUGUUUUCAUUGAGCAUGCCGCAGACCUUGACACCUUCUACAACUGCAUUGCUAAAAGGAUUACCUUACUGCUCUUGAGAGGCAUGGUGCGUUUGGUGAUCAUUGAUUCUAUGGCUGCUUUGUUUCGAUGUGAAUUUGGAGCAAAAGAUUCUGUUAUGAAAGCCAGAUAUCUGCAGACAUUUGGAGCAAAACUUCACAGUUUAAGCAGUAGAUUCAGAACUCCAAUACUAUGCAUUAAUCAGGUAACUGAUGCAAUGGAUGAGACAGAUGUUGCUCAGAGCAAUUUUGGGACCAUAGAAACAGAAUGCUACAUUAGAUGAACUCUGGUCUGAUGUGACAAGGCAAUUCCUGACAGUGACCAGUACUAGCUGUGGAGGAAAGUGGAAGAAAUCCUAUGGGGUACAAUUAUGGAAUAAUCUGCCUAUAGGGGAUGGUGUGGUUGGUUUGUUUUGAAAACCUCAGGUAUUAGUGGUUGGUUUAUACUCUAGCACGAGGGAUUUUAUCUUCUCUUGUCUGUCUAAUGUAACUGUGGAUGUUGUCAUUUUUCCAUACAAAUUUAAACCUUUAUUAAAAUCCUGUUUUUGUUUUUUUUAAAUUGUAAAGACAUCAUUAACCAGCAGAACUUCAUUGCCACAAGAUACCUUUGAGGCCAAAAGAUUAGUAGGAUUUAAAUAAGGCCGUGGUAUUUAUAUGAAUGAGAACAUUCCCAGUGACAUAAGAUCAUAUUUUAGAAGAGGAGAUAAAAUUUUAUGUUUGAGGGGGCAUGACAUUGUUGAUGGGGGUUAGGGAGAAACUUCUCCUUUUGGGCAGGUUAUUCCCUGCCUAUUGGAAGAUUUCCACUUUCCUUUGAAACAAAUUUUAUAAAUGACAAAUCAAGAAAAAAAAUUGAGGGUGUUUAAAUCUACCCCACCCUCCUUAAUGUUGUCUCUGAUGGAGCCCAGGGUAGAUGG
Molecule: messenger RNA, 1795 nt
Organism: Mauremys reevesii (Reeves's turtle)
Lineage: Eukaryota; Metazoa; Chordata; Testudines; Geoemydidae
Gene: XRCC3
Product: X-ray repair cross complementing 3
Exons: 8
Coding region: 254-1165 (303 amino acids)
Biological process (GO): t-circle formation; double-strand break repair via synthesis-dependent strand annealing; resolution of mitotic recombination intermediates
Cellular component (GO): replication fork; Rad51C-XRCC3 complex
Molecular function (GO): ATP-dependent DNA damage sensor activity; ATP binding; four-way junction DNA binding
Source: RefSeq, a predicted model, not a curated record